AUAAUAAUAUAGAAUUUUGUUUAAUAUCUUUUUGAGUCUUGCCGCACACAUGUCAAGUUUCAUAUGAAAAAGGUCAUUUGUUAACCAGAGAAUAAAAUAAACAUGGAGAUUAAACUUACCCUUGCCGUUGUUUUCCUGUGUAUUUCAAUGAUUUCUGCAACUGCUGUGUCUAAUAUAAGCUCAGAAGUAAAUCUUCAAUCAGUUUGGAAUCAUAUUGACAACAUCGAUUCUCAGAUUUCAAACCUUCAGGACUUUGACAAAUAUAUUGGAUCAAAACUAGCAAUGAAUAAAAAUGGAAUAAACAUUCUAAAUAAUGCUCUGCAGCACUUCCAAGAAACAUCAAACAAAUGUAUAGAAAAAACUGAUAGCUUAACACAGAAGUAUGAAAUCUUAUUGAAAAAAUAUGAGGCAUUGGCAGCUAAGACAUUGACAGCCAAGAUCAGCAAACCAAAACAUUGUCAAUCUGGUUGGUUCCCUUAUAUGAACUCCUGUUACAUAUUGAUGAAAGAAGAAGUCGAUUGGUUCCAAGCUCGAAAGUGGUGUAGAAAUAACCAAGCAAAACUUGUGGAAUACAGGGACAUGGAUGAAUUGAACUUUGUUUUAUCAAAAGCUAAAUCCUAUCGUAAUUGGGAUACAGAUAGAUGGGCUGGAUUCUGGGUAGGAGCUGAUGAUCUACAAAGUGAGGGAGUUUUCAAAUGGAGUUCAAGUCACACCCAAGUACACUUUAACUACUGGUUACCAACACAACCAGACAGACUUGCUUGGGAGGAAGACUGCAUGCAGACACUGGUCAAUAAAAAGGGCGAAUGGAAUGAUCUCCCUUGUGAAAUGAAACUACCAUUUAUAUGUGAAAAGUACAUGUAGAGAUGUACACCAAUACUUGAACAUUCAUAUAUAUAAAAGUAUAAAGUAUCUUAAUGAAACAUUUGAAUCUUUGUGUGUGAAAAGUAUGAAUGUUAAUAACAGUUCAACAUUUACAUCUGAAACAAGUAUUUGAAAGAAACUCAGGAACAGUAAAUCUCUGUAAACCGUUGUAAGUUUUCAAGUUAACACUCUGAAACAUGUAACUUAAAAUCAUAUUCAUGUAUAUGUAACCCGUGUAUCGUUUUCUGUGUAUCACUAGUAUAUUGUAUCAUCCGUGUUAUGUUGAAUUUGGUUGGUAUUUGCCUAACUCUUGUGUUGUCGUUUAUUUGCCUAACUGUGGUAAUAUUAUUGUAUAGUCUGUUUUGUAAGAGAGGUCACUGUAAGCUGAAAGGUUGUAUGAAUGUACACUAAUUUUUCACAUGCAUGACCAUAAAAACCCUGCGAAACAUCUUCUUGCUUAAGUAAAAUAUUUCCCUAACUGAUAACAUACAUUACAGUAUAGUUGUAAUAUUAGUUGUUACUUAAUAGUAAACUUGAAAUCGUUUAUUGAAAGUUCUUGUAUGCUGAAACUGGUAAAAAUUUAUAGAUUUGUAAUGUCAUAUGCUUUUCCAUUGAUGAAUUGGAUGAAAUGUGUAAUUUUUAUUAUUUUGUUAAUCAAUUAUUUGUAAUUGUAUUUUAAAUACCGUAAAACUAUACAAAUUUUAAUAUAUAGCUUUUGCAAUAGAAAAAAAUAACAUUCACUGAUACAAAUCUACAAACUUCUUUCAUAUCUAUACAUACAAUAAAUAUUUUGCAAUUUC
Molecule: messenger RNA, 1664 nt
Organism: Ruditapes philippinarum (Manila clam)
Lineage: Eukaryota; Metazoa; Mollusca; Bivalvia; Venerida; Veneridae
Product: aggrecan core protein-like
Exons: 1
Coding region: 103-864 (253 amino acids)
Molecular function (GO): signaling receptor activity
Source: RefSeq, a predicted model, not a curated record